CCAACUCACUGUCCAACAGACUGUCUCCGUUUCAGCGCGCAUCUUUUUGCUUGCCACUGCGUUGGUGAAACGCAUCCGCCGCUCGUCUCCGCUAAGGGAUGUUUGUAAACGGACUCACAUUCGACCAAAGAAUAUAACACACGACUUUAAACUAGCGGUGGAAGUAAAUAAUGGCUCCUCAACCCGCCAUCCGAUCUAGACAGACGGAAAAAACAAUAAACGGAAACCCAACUCAAGUUGUCUGCACGGAGUUCAGCAACUACAUUUUUAUAGUUUUGACACAAUAUGGUAAAAUUGGGACGCUUGUAUCUGUAACACCUGACACAAGGUCUGGUGAUAUCAGCCUUCCCAUGUUCAGUACCAGAGUGCUGCUGGGAAAGGAUGAGCCUCUCACACAUGUCUACGCCAAGAAUGUUGCAACGUUUGUCUCACAAGAAUCUGGCAACCGACCGGUCCUGCUGGGCCUUUCACUUAAAGACAACAGCGCUGAAACUAUGAAAAAUGUUAAAGAUAUGAUCAAAGCCUGUCAGGUUUGGUAAACAGGAGGUUGAACGGUACUAUUUCUGGAUGAGGACAAAUGACGUAUCUGCAGUUUUUUUACAACGUAAAUCAUGACUAGCCGGAAUGAUCUCAAGUUCUGUUGCUAUCGCACAGCGUGUGAAAAGCUUGAAUGUUAAAAUUAAAACUGCUGUUCAAGAUCACUUCUUUUUGCCUCUGUAUAAUAGAUGUCUUUCAGAUGCCCUGAGAUUAAAAUUGUAUUUUCUUACCUUUUAA
Messenger RNA from Puntigrus tetrazona (Sumatra barb), 774 nucleotides. Its product is annotated as proteasome assembly chaperone 3-like. Lineage: Eukaryota; Metazoa; Chordata; Actinopteri; Cypriniformes; Cyprinidae. The transcript is spliced from 3 exons. Bases 171 to 539 code for a protein of 122 amino acids. The record is from RefSeq and is a predicted model, not a curated record. Gene Ontology annotation, biological process: proteasome assembly.